CUUGACUUGGAUCAUGAGGUUUCACACAAUGAUCGAGACUUCUCUCUUUUAGCUCAUUGGCUUGUACCGCAUGUACCGACGACCACGCUGAUGAUCUCUCUACCUUGUUCGAUCCAAUCAUGGACUUUUCCUUUGGACAUUUCUCUAAGGCAAGGAUCCUUAAGCUAUCAGAAGACUUGGGUUUUGUUGGAACGCAACUUGUCCGAUCAGAACGCCCCGCGCCCUUAGCAGAACGUCCCGCGGCCCUUGCUAAUCGUCCCGCCAAUGUGACUGUCCUUACCGCCUUGGACUUAGCCGGUUCAGAUGAAUCUGGAUGGAAGCCGGUCAGUCACAUUAAUUAAUCUUGUCUUUAUUUUUGUUUAAUGACUAGAUGUAGAUCUAGAUCUACUUUUCUAUUUAAUUCCUAAAUCUACAAAAAUAAGUACGAAACUCUUUCAUUUUAAUAGAUCAGAAAUCGUUUUCGUCUAAAGUUUGAGUUAAACUCUUUGUUCUUCGUUUAGAACUUAUUCUUAGUUUCUUGGUGAGUCAUAUCCAAGUAAACACUUCCUCAAAUCGUUGGUCUUGUGCGUCAUAUCAAGCAACGACGAGAGAUUCUUCAUUUUGGUGGACUUGUGAGUCAUAUCAAGCACCAUCUGAAGUCGGGAAUAUCGAAGGCCAUUCUGCAACCUUUGUGCGACCCUUCAAUCCAUCCAGUUCUCCAUCUGGAGUUUAUAUCCAAAUCUGAUCCAUUCGAGUGAGCCGAUCUUAGGGUCCUUCAAGUGGUAUCAGAGCCACUCGUUUGGUAUCUUCUAAAUCAUUCAUCUUUCUCAUCUUCCAUUUCUUCAUAAACACUCUUCAUCUAUCUAUCUUGAAUCCGGGCCCCUCAUUACCAUCCUCUAUCUAUAAAAAAAAAAAAUCUAUGUAUAAAAAAAAAAGAAAAAAAGAAUUCAAAAAGUUUGAUUUGUGGAUUGGUGGUGGAAGAGAAAGCCUGCUGGUUGAAGAUAAAUCCAGCCUUUGAGGUGGUUAAAACGGAUUCCCAAAACCAACAAUCUCUUAUCUUUCUCUCUUUUAAAAUUUCCUUGUGUUUGCUUGGAUUUUGUCCAUUGAGUUUCUUUGAUUUGUUCUUCUUAGAACUUUGAGUGAAAACUUGUGGUGUGACCAUCCAAAUUCUGAGAGAAACACGUGUGUGGGUGAGGAUCAAACACUUGAGAGAGUGAGCAUUUUCAUCUAACAUUUUGUGUUUAAGAAAUUUCAGGAACCAUGAGUAGUGAUGAUGAACGGAACCGUCCCGGAAACUCAGUUGCCGGAUUGUCUAACCUUCAAAUGCGUGCUUUGAAUGAUUCUAUGUCUAACAUGUUGAACGCAGGUUUAGAUCAGAUCUAUCAGAGGCUUGAUGAGCUCCAGGCCAGCCAAGCUCCUUCUAGAGCCGGAGCAAGAAGAGACCGUUCGCGUAGGAACACUCGGUCCGACGAUGUGAUCCGAGAGGAGGAUGAUCAAGAGGACGAGGCCAGAUCAGCAUACCGUCCAAGAAGAGGUCCUAGAACCCGAGAUACAGGUGAUGUCAAUCCUUUUGCUAGAAAUGAACGUACUAAUGGUAGCCUAAGUGGAUUGAAACUAUAAAUCCCACCUUCUGAGGGUAAAAAUGAUCCUGAUGUUUUUCUUGAAUGGGAAAGAAAAAUUGAAUAUGUCUUUGAUUGUCAAAACUUUUCUGAACUUAAGAAAGUUAGACUAGCUGUUACUGAAUUCUCUGGCUAUGCUAUUAAUUGGUAUGAUGAAGUUGUGACCCUUAGGAGGAGAACAGGUGAGAGAUCGAUUGAGACAUGGUAUGAGUUUUCCAUGCUGAUGAGGAGACGAUUUGUUCCUGCUCAUUAUCACCAAGACCUCCACCAGAAACUCAGACGCUUGCUUCAAGGCACUAAGUCCGUGGAAGACUACCACCAGGAGAUGGAAACUUUGAUGAUCAAGGCUGAUGUAGACGAGCCCAGGGACGCCACUAUGGCUAGGUUCCUCUCUGGCCUUAACCGAGAUAUCCAAGACCGCAUGGAGCUUCAAGAGUAUGGUAGUGUGGAACAGAUGCUACACAAGGCCAUCUUGAUCGAACAACAAGUUAAGAGGAAGAGUUUCUUAAAGCCGGCCAUUACCUCUAAACCGGCCUACUCUCCUAGACCGGGUUUUGCUCCUAAGCCAAGCUACCAAGACAAAGGUAAGUAUUCUUCCACAACACAUAAUGCUUUUAAAACUGAUGUCCCUGCUCGUGAUGAUAAAGGAAAUGCAGUUGAUACUUCUGGCCGAGCAAGAGACAUUAGGUGUUUCAAAUGUCAAGGUCUAGGACAUUUUGCCAAAAACUGUCCCAACCAACGAGUGAUGAUUCUUACGGAGAAUGGAGAAGUUGAAUCUGAGGAUGAGCAGGAGAACAAAGAAGAUCUUCGUCCUAUCUUUGAUGAAGAGGACGAGUCCUUUCGAUAUCCGCAUCAAGGGCCACUACUCGUUGCUAGGAAAGGCAUGGUCGAGUCUAUUUUCGAUGAGACGGACGAUCGCUUGGUAGAUGGUACCAACCCAGCCUUUGAUCAUGAGUCCGACCCGAUCUAUGAUGAGGAGCCUUGCUUUGACUAUCCAGCUCAUGGUCCUCUACUUGUCAUAAGAAGAACUCUGAGUGUCCAACCCAAAAACAAUGAAAAGGAACAAAGGGAGAAUAUCUUUCAUUCUCGAUGUUUAGUUUCUGAAAAGGUUUGCUCUUUGAUUAUUGAUGGUGGGAGUUGUACUAAUGUUGCUAGUGACACACUUUUCAGGAAACUAGGACUUGCUACUCGGCCUCUUUCUCGUCCUUUCAGGUUGGAAUGGCUAAACGAGGCUGGAGAACAGUAUGUGAAAGAGCAAGUCACUGUCCCUAUUACCAUUGGCCGAUAUGAGGACGAGGUCGUUUGCAACGUUCUUCCUAUGGACGCAUGCCACAUUCUCUUAGGCCGGCCAUGGCAAUUCGAUAAGAGAGCCGUGCAUGAUGGCUUCACAAACCGACACUCCUUUGAUCAUAAAGGGAAGAAGAUCACGCUUGUUCCUUUGACACCUUUGGAGGUUCAUAAAGAUCAGAUCCAGCUCAAGAGGAACCGUGACAAGGAAACAAAGCCAGAUGAACCUGAAUCAUCCCAACAGAACUCCAAUUUCUAUAUCAAACAAAGUCAGGUCAAGAGAUCUCUUUACUCUCAAAAGCCAUUUCUUUUACUUGUGUACAAAGAAUCUCUUAUGGCUUCUUCUUCUGACCUUGCACCGGCGAUUCCGAGUGAACUUUUAGAUGUUUUGCAGAAGUAUUCUGAUGUUUUUCCAGAUGAGAAUCCUAAGGGAUUACCUCCAGUACGAGGCAUUGAGCAUCAGAUCGACCUUGUUCCAGGCGCGUCUUUACCAAACCGGCCAGCUUACCGUACCAAUCCGGUAGAGACCAAGGAACUUCAGAAACAGAUUGGUGACCUUCUUGAGAAAGGUUACAUCCGGGAAAGCCUCAGUCCUUGUGCCGUUCCUGUCCUUCUCGUGCCCAAAAAGGAUGGUUCUUGGCGCAUGUGUGUGGACUGCCGUGCCAUCAACAACAUCACGGUAAAGUAUAGGCAUCCCAUCCCUAGACUAGACGAGAUGCUUGAUGAGUUGCAUGGAUCAUGUGUCUUUUCUAAAAUUGAUUUGAAAAGUGGCUAUCACCAGAUUAGGAUGAAGGAAGGUGAUGAGUUGAAAACCGCAUUUAAAACCAAGUUAGGAUUGUAUGAAUGGCUUGUUAUGCCAUUUGGUCUUACUAAUGCACCAAGCGCUUUCAUGUGUUUGAUGAAUCAUGUCUUGAGGUCAUUCAUAGGUUUUGUUGUAGGUGCUGAUGGACUUAGAGUGGACGAGGAGAAAAUCAAAGCCAUCCGAGACUGGCCGAGUCCUUCGACCUCCUUGAGACAUCUUAUGGGUCAACAGAAGCUGAACAAGAGACACGCACGUUGGGUUGAGUUCAUUGAGACAUUUCCUUAUGUUAUCAAGUACAAGCAAGGUAAGGAAAAUGUUGUGGCUGAUGCUUUGUCUCGAAGGUAUACUCUUCUUUCAGCCCAUGAAACUAAACUACUUGGUUUUGAAUUUAUCAAAGAGUUGUAUGUGACUGAUCCGGAUUUCAAAGAAAUAUUUCAGAAAUGUUCCAAAGUGGUUUAUGGAAAAUACUAUCAAAGUUCUGGAUUUUUGUUCUUUGAUAACCGCUUGUGUGUGCCCCAAUGUUCUUUGAGGGAGUUGUUUCUCAGGGAAACUCAUGGAGGAGGUCUUAUGGGACACUUUGGAGUCAAGAAGACAUACAAGACGGUUUAUGAUCACUUCUACUGGCCAAGCUUGAUGAAGGACGUUGAGAGGAUUUGUGGCCGAUGCGUGAUAUGCAAGAAAUCCAAAACAAAGACAUCUAAUCACAGUUUGUAUUCGGCUCUACCCAUUCCUUCUCAUCCUUGGGUAGAUAUUUCUAUGGAUUUUGUUCUUUGUUUGCCUAGGACUAAAACUGGCCGAGACUCUAUCUUUGUGGUUGUGGAUAGGUUUUCAAAAAUGGCUCAUUUCAUUCCAUGUCAUAAAACUGAUGAUGCUGUGCAAGUUGCUGAAUUGUUCUUUAGGGAAAUUGUUAGAUUGCAUGGUAUGCCUAAGACCAUUGUCUCUGAUCGUGAUGCUAAGUUCCUUAGCUAUUUUUGGAAAACUUUGUGGUCUAAAUUAGGAACCAGAUUGAUGUUCUCUACGACUUGUCACCCAUAAACUGAUGGCCAAACUGAAGUAGUGAAUAGAACUUUGUCUGCUUUGCUUAGAUCAUUGGCUAAGAAAAACCUUAAGCAUUGGGAAGAAUGUUUGCCUCAUGUUGAGUUUGCUUAUAACCAUGCUAUGCAUUCUGCUACUAAGUUCUCUCCUUUUGAAGUUGUUUAUGGCUUUAAUCCCUUAUAUCCACUUGAUCUAUUGCCUUUGGCUUUGCCUUUGAGUGAAAGAGUUAGCACAGAUGGCAAAAGGAAAGCAGACACUAUCAAGAAGUUACAUAAGCAGGUCCAUGCAAACAUUGCAGCCAAAACCGAAGGGUACAAAAGAUAUGCAAACAGGAAGAGAAAGGAGGUGAUCUUUGAGGAGGGUGAUCUAGUUUGGGUUCACUUGAGGAAGGAACGGUUUCCAGAAGAAAGAAAGUCUAAACUUAUGCCUCGGGUCAAUGGUUCAUUUCAGAUCCUUAGAAAGAUUAAUGACAAUGCCUAUCAGCUUGAUUUGCAAGGUAAGUAUGAUAUUUCUACAAGCUUUAAUGUGUCUGAUCUUUCUCCUUUUCUUGUAGAUGAUCCAGAUUUGUGGACAAAUCCUUUUAAAGAAGUAGGGAAUGAUGUGCCCCAGUCUAUGGACCAGACCGAUCAGAACAUUCCCGACGUCCCAGCUGAGGUUCAUCCUACCGAUCAGAUCAGACAGAUCCACAGGGCCGUCUAUCGGCUCGACCCGUGAACGUCUGGAUUGGAGCUUCGUCCAGAUCCUCGACCAGAUGCUCGAACUGACCAAACUGAAGGUCGUCUCUCCCGGCCAACUCGACAAACCAAGACUAAUAGCCAAGCCAGACUUGACUUGGAUCAUGCCAGACUUGAAAAGGAUCAUGCCAGACUUGAGAAUAAUCAUGCCAGACUUGAGAAAGAUCAUGCCAGACUUGACUUGGAUCAUGAGGUUUCACACAAUGAUCGAGACUUCUCUCUUUUAGCUCGAUUGGCUCGUACCGCAUGUACGGACGACCGUGCUGAUGAUCUCUCUACCUUGUUCGAUCCAAUCAUGGACUUUUCCUUUGGACAUUUCUCUAAGGCAAGGAUCCUUAAGCUAUCAGAAGACUUGGGUUUUGUUGGAACGAAACUUGUCCGAUCAGAAUGCCCCGCGGCCUUAGCAGAACGUCCCGCGGCCCUUGCUGAUUGUCCCGCCAAUGUGACUGUCCUUACCGCCUUGGGCUUAGCCGGUUCAGAUGCAUCUGGAUGGAAGCCGAUCAGGCACAUUAAUUAAUCUUGUCAUUAUUUUCGUUUAAUGACUACAUCUAGAUCUAGAUCUAAUUUUCUAUUUAAUUCCUAGAUCUACAUAACUCUAUAAGUAUGAAACUCUUUCAUUUUAAUUGAUGAGAAAUCGUUUUCGUCUAAAGUUUGAGUUAAACUCUUUGUUUAGAACUUGUUCUUAGUUUCUUGGUGAGUCAUAUCCAAGUAAACACUUCCUCAAAUCGUUGGUCUUGUGAGGCAUAUCAAGCAACGACGAGAGAUUAUUCAUUUGGUGGACUUGUGAGUCAUAUCAAGCAC
This is a messenger RNA of Brassica napus (rape), 6257 nucleotides long. RefSeq lists its product as uncharacterized. Gene Ontology annotation, biological process: DNA integration. Gene Ontology annotation, molecular function: nucleic acid binding; zinc ion binding. The record is from RefSeq and is a predicted model, not a curated record. NCBI's taxonomy places the organism in Eukaryota, Viridiplantae, Streptophyta, Magnoliopsida, Brassicales, Brassicaceae. The coding region runs from base 1816 to 4722 and encodes 968 amino acids. The transcript is spliced from 3 exons.